This is a messenger RNA of Salvelinus fontinalis (brook trout), 3573 nucleotides long. RefSeq names its product transducin-like enhancer protein 3-B. Gene Ontology annotation, cellular component: nucleus; transcription regulator complex. Gene Ontology annotation, molecular function: transcription corepressor activity; protein binding. Gene Ontology annotation, biological process: negative regulation of canonical Wnt signaling pathway; regulation of DNA-templated transcription. The record is from RefSeq and is a predicted model, not a curated record. NCBI's taxonomy places the organism in Eukaryota, Metazoa, Chordata, Actinopteri, Salmoniformes, Salmonidae. The transcript has 14 exons. The annotation marks the transcript as partial.
CCCCCUCCAUGUGUUGUAUAUCCAGUCCCCCGGUCUCUUCCCAGCCGACCCACUUGUCUUGUUCCCCAACAGCAACAGCAGCUCCAGGCUCAACACCUGUCCCACGCUGCCCACGGUGGGCCACCCAUCCAGAUGCCCCCGCACCCCUCGGGCCUGCAGCCCCCCGGCAUACCCCCCAUCCCGGGCGUGGCAGGCUCCGGUCUGCUGGCGCUGGGCGCCCUGGGCAGCCAGGCCCACCUGCCCUCCGUCAAGGACGAGAAGAACAACCACGACCUGGAGCACAGAGAACGAGAGUCGAGCACGAAUAACUCGGUGUCUCCGUCGGACAGCCUGCGUGCAGCCAGCGACAAGCACCGCAGCUCCUCUGAUUACAGCAUGGACUCCAAGAAACGCAAGGUGGAGGAGAAGGACACUAUGAGCAGAUACGAUAGCGAUGGAGACAAAAGUGACGACCUGGUCGUGGAUGUGUCCAAUGAGGACCCAGCCACUCCCAGGGCCAGCCCCGCCCAUUCUCCUCCAGAAAACGGUCUGGACAAAUCACGGGCCCUAAAGAAGGACGCCCCCAACAGCCCCGCCUCCGUGGCCUCCUCUGGCAGCACGCCCUCCUCCAAAGCCAAGGACCACGCCCACAAUGAUAAGUCAUCCACACCGGGCCUGAAGUCUAACACCCCCACACCUCGUAACGAUGCCCCCACACCAGGCACCAGCACCACCCCUGGUCUACGGCCCAUCAUGGGCAAGCCCUCGGGCAUGGAGGCACUGGCAGCUCCAGCCCUGCGUACCCCUUUGUCCAUAGCUGGCUCCUAUGCCACGCCCUUCGCCAUGAUGGGCCACCACGAGAUGAACGGCUCCCUGACCAGCCCCGGGGUCUACGCCGGACUCCACAUCUCCCCCCAGAUGAGCGUGGCCGCUGCUGCGUACGGACGCUCGCCCAUGGCGGGGUUUGACCCUCACUCCCACAUGAGACCAGGCCUGCAAGCCAGCCUCACGUCCAUCUCUGGAGGAAAGCCUGCCUACUCCUUUCAUGUGAGCGCCGACGGCCAGAUGCAGCCGGUGCCCUUUCCCCCGGACGCUCUCAUAGGCCCGGGCAUCCCACGCCACGCCCGCCAGAUCAACACGCUGAGCCACGGCGAGGUGGUGUGCGCCGUCACCAUCAGCAACCCCACGCGCCACGUCUACACCGGCGGCAAGGGCUGCGUCAAGAUCUGGGACAUCAGCCAGCCGGGCAGCAAGAGCCCCGUGUCCCAACUGGACUGCCUGAACAGGGAUAACUACAUCCGCUCCUGUAAGCUCCUCCCUGAUGGCCGCACCCUGAUUGUGGGUGGUGAGGCCAGCACGCUGACCAUCUGGGACCUGGCCUCUCCGACGCCACGUAUCAAGGCGGAGCUCACCUCCUCGGCCCCCGCCUGCUACGCCCUGGCCAUCUCCCCCGACGCCAAAGUGUGCUUCUCCUGCUGCAGUGAUGGGAACAUCGCCGUCUGGGACCUGCACAACCAGACCCUGGUCAGGCAGUUCCAGGGCCACACGGACGGAGCCAGCUGUAUUGACAUCUCCCACGAUGGGACCAAGCUGUGGACCGGAGGUCUGGACAACACCGUCCGCUCAUGGGACCUGAGGGAGGGACGCCAGCUCCAGCAGCAUGACUUCACCUCCCAGAUCUUCUCUCUAGGCUACUGCCCCACAGGGGAGUGGCUGGCAGUGGGCAUGGAGAGCAGCAACGUGGAGGUUCUCCAUCACACCAAGCCUGACAAGUACCAGCUUCACCUGCAUGAGAGCUGCGUCCUCUCGCUUAAGUUCGCCUACUGUGGUAAAUGGUUUGUGAGCACGGGGAAGGACAACCUCUUGAAUGCCUGGAGGACUCCGUACGGUGCCAGCAUAUUCCAGUCAAAGGAGUCCUCUUCCGUCCUGAGCUGCGACAUCUCUGCAGACGACAAGUACAUUGUGACGGGCUCCGGAGACAAGAAGGCCACAGUGUACGAGGUGAUCUACUAGAAACACCAGUUUGACCCCUCCUACUGGCCUGACAAGGGGAGCUGCUAGCCCCUCCUCCUCCUCUUACUUCACUCACCACACCCCCUAACCUCAAAGACCACCAGGGAUUGGACUACAGACAAUGUCGGCCGAUACCGCUCCCGGAUUGGUGCUCAGAAGGCACCAUGAACUGCGAUUGGCAGUUGGCCUGGCUGUGAUUGGCUAUCGCUGCAGACUGUAAGCCUAUGGGCACUGAAGAUGUAAAUUGUCUUGCUGUUUUGAAUUGGUUCCUGGGCCUGUUUUUAACGUGAUGAAUGUUUCUGUCAUGUGACUGGACGAAGCGGCGCUUUGUCUUUACAACAGUUGCUCCCUGGACGUCUUGUGAAAAUUGUACAUAAUGGAGUAAAAGACAUUUUAUAUAUAUAUAUUAUAAAUAUAUAUAUCUAUUUUCAUGUCCUGGUGUACUUGUGACGUUUUUGCUUUCGGCCUCUCCCUUCUGCUUGAUAUUCAAGGGAGAACAGAAAGUAGAAUAAGCCUUCUUUUUUUUUUAAGGAUUUAUUUUUUGUUUUUGGGGUUGUUGAAGCGUGUUCUCCAGGCGGACCUUUUUCCAAAUCAAAUGGAAAUGUCUCUCCAAAAACGAAAUGGUCAACCAGAACACUUUUUGAAGAUUCAAAUGUGAGUUUUGGGAUGGUGCCCUUUUUUUUGGAGCUACGAAAAUGUCUGGGAAGUGGAGCCUGCCGGCUCAGGCAGAGCCACGGAAGUCCGUGGAAUACCACAGGACCCCCGCUUGGACCGGCCUAUCAGAGGAGACUGGGGGGAUCGGCGAGAGGAGGAGAACAAUGUAAAUUAAAACGAUAUUAAAGAAACUAACUGUACUACUUUCUCUGUGCCCUUUUUGACCCGUCUCUUUUACGUCUUGGAUAAUUUUUUGGGUGGUCUGGUUGAUGUUUAACGAUGGACUUCAAUUCUACUGGAUUAUUACUAAUACGGGGUGACAGACCGGGCUUUGGCUAGCCUGACACAAUCUGAACAUUGAGUCUGGACCUAAAUCUUGCCGAUGUAGAACAACCCACAGGGUCAUCUAGACAGGGGGGUUAAGGAGAACAUGCUUCUAUGGAAUCCAUUGAUUUGAUCCUCUAUCAUUUAUCAGUACAUCAUCUUGGACUAACCGGACUUGGAUGGAAGUCAACCAAACUAUUGGAUUCCACUCAAACGAUAUACAGUGCCUGUUAAGUGCUAGGGUUGGCUAUUAAGAUCUUUCAAAAUGUAAAACAGAAGUUAGCAUUGUGACCAGCAUCUACAUAAUGUUCAGUACCGAGGAGGAGGAAGUUGUCCCUAGACACUGAUCUGUUUUGUCCCCAGAUGGUGCUGAGGGUAAGAUGCUCUGUGUCUAAGGGGAGUUUCUUCUUUUACCGUUCAGCUGUUGGGGUGAACACACAAAUUCUUCACUGCACCCUAAUACCUGCCUGUCCUUCAGUCAUAACGAGGGGUGAAAUGUGAACGUCUCCAAUUCACAACCAAAGUAUGUAGCAAAACUGUGUCAGCACUGAACAUAAUGUACAGUUGAUGAUAAUUCAAUAAACUGUGUUUGUUUUGUAGAAA